Cydia amplana is the source of this 760-nucleotide messenger RNA. RefSeq lists its product as uncharacterized. The coding region runs from base 163 to 759 and encodes 198 amino acids. Lineage: Eukaryota; Metazoa; Arthropoda; Insecta; Lepidoptera; Tortricidae. The record is from RefSeq and is a predicted model, not a curated record. The transcript has 4 exons.
UCCCCACUCGCACUCGCGCCAUUCAGCCACAGUACCUUUACCGUUGCCCGCGAAAAAACGCGUCCGUCGAUUUAAAAAGUAUCGUUUUAUUUUUAAAUUACGUAGAUUAUAAAUAGUGGAUGCUCCCCGCGUGAGCCGCUGUGCGAGACACGACGCCGAGACAUGUACCGACUAGUAAUCCUUUUGAUCGCCGCCGCGGCAGGCGCGCCGCAGGACAACAGCAUAACCUUCAUAAAGAGCCUGCCAACGCCCGAAGAGCCGCUGCCUCCGUCAGAAGAGCCGCUGCCUCCGCCCGAAGAGCUGGUCCCAGCGCCUUCCUACGCCUCCUCGCAUAUAGAGAACCUGCCUUUGAGCAGCCAAGAAACCUCGGAUUACAGUUACAGGACAGAAGACAGCAGCAAGCACGAGUACCUGGACACGUCGGCUGACACGAGCCAGGACGAGCAGACCACGGAUUCCACGGAGGAGUCCACGUUGGAAGAGUCCACGGAAACCAACGAGGCCACUACGGCUACGGAGAGAUACCUGCCUAAAACUACGAGUACACCUAAGUUUCAGGUAAAGAAAUCCCCACCAAAAUUCUACUCCAAACUGAGGUACUUCGAGAAGCCAAGCUACUCGGCGCCCACCAACCUGGUGGACCGCUCCGCCAAGCGCAAGUUCCGCUCCAACUGCCGCUGCGAGAAGAUCUCCAACUGCCCGAAGCUGCAGAUCACCGUGCCACGGUGCCCGGAGGAGUAUUUCUUGUGCUGCUUUUAAG